CCUAAACCCUAGGCCAUUUACAAAUAACCCAUUGUUGAACCUACUAUUGGUCCUCCAUUUUUUGCCACACUCCUACAGCGGCGAAGUAGAUCUUCGUGUUAUCUUCCUCUCACCGAAUCAAAGUUUUCCUGGUCCUCUCCUGGUCUAUAAUUACUAAUGACAGUGACUUUUUUUUCCCUGUAAUUAGUGGUGUUUGAGGGAAAUAAUGGUUAGGGUUAGUGUGCUGAAUGAUGCUCUCAAGAGCAUGUACAAUGCUGAAAAGAGAGGAAAGCGUCAGGUCAUGAUUAGACCUUCCUCAAAAGUCAUCAUCAAGUUCCUCAUUGUCAUGCAGAAGCAUGGUUACAUUGGUGAAUUUGAGUACGUUGAUGAUCAUAGGUCUGGUAAGAUAGUUGUUGAGCUGAAUGGAAGGCUAAACAAGUGUGGUGUCAUUAGUCCUCGCUUUGAUGUUGGAGUUAAGGAGAUUGAAGGAUGGACUGCUAGAUUACUCCCUUCUCGUCAGUUCGGCUACAUUGUGCUGACAACUUCUGCUGGUAUCAUGGACCAUGAGGAAGCCCGGCGAAAGAAUGUUGGUGGGAAAGUUCUCGGUUUCUUUUAUUGAGUUUGUUAUGUUGACAAGGAUGAAAACAUCGUUUUUGCUGUUUGUUGGCUCUUUAUGGUAAAUUAGCUACUUUUUUUUGGGG
Nicotiana tabacum (common tobacco) is the source of this 680-nucleotide messenger RNA. RefSeq names its product small ribosomal subunit protein uS8z/uS8w. Gene Ontology annotation, cellular component: ribosome. Gene Ontology annotation, biological process: translation. The record is from RefSeq and is a predicted model, not a curated record. Gene Ontology annotation, molecular function: structural constituent of ribosome. NCBI's taxonomy places the organism in Eukaryota, Viridiplantae, Streptophyta, Magnoliopsida, Solanales, Solanaceae.